AAAAACUUGCUUAAUGGUGCAUUGUCUUAAACUCUGACACUUCUUGUCAGCAGAAAAUGAAUAGAGAACCGUCCUUGUGUUACCGAUCUCUGUAAAUGUGUUGUCUGAAAAUGUGGUUUUAUUAGAUGUGUUUGUAUAAUUUUUGCAAUAUGGUUCGUGAUGUUUUCGCUCAGUCUGUGUUCAAAGUAAUGAAGUUAUCCUGGAUUAUUUUGUGAUUUAAAAUACCUAUAUUGCUUAUAAUGAGCUUUAUUCUGUGCUGUAGAGAUAUUCAUACCUCUGUCUAGAAAAUGUUUUUUAUAUCUUGGCCUUUUUUCUCAGCUGAGGUUGAGCUAUGACAAAAUUUUCAAUGUGCCUUUUUGCCUUUUAAGUCAGUCUGUUUAAAAUUCUGCUUUGUAACUUGGAAAAAAUAACCGGUAGUGAUGGUUGCGUAUUAAUUUCCAGCAGCAUUUCUCCCCCCGCCCCCUUGCUUCUGAUGCAAUAAACUUGUGCCAUUGCUGAGAGUGUGGAUGGAUUUGUGCCCUGUGGUUACUGGACACUGCUGUGCCCGUGCAGUGCUUCAGUUGGGAGGAUGGGCCCACAGUGACUCUGUGAUUUACGCAGGGAGUCUGUGAUCCGUGAGCAGCCUCCACAGCCCGGUCACAGGCACACCACAAAGCCCCAGCCUGCCUCUGGUUUGUUCAGUUACGCAGACCUGACGUCUGGCCAGUCUCCAAACCCUUUGCAGUUAUCACUAAUUUGGGACGGCUGAGCUUGAGCUGAGUAGAACAUGCAGAUCCUUGAACCUCAGAAUGGUUCAACAAGUUCCAGAAAACAUAAAUUUUCCAAAUGAAGAAGAAAAGAUAUUGACGCUCUGGAAAAACCUUAAUUGUUUCAAGGAAUGCCUAAAGCAAUCAAAGAACAGACCUAGGUUUAACUUCUACGAUGGCCCCCCGUUUGCCACGGGGCUCCCCCACUAUGGCCAUAUUCUUGCAGGAACCAUCAAAGACAUCGUGACCAGAUUUGCUCAUCAGAGUGGUUUUCAUGUUGACAGAAGGUUUGGCUGGGAUUGCCACGGCUUACCUGUGGAAUAUGAGAUUGACAAGACUUUAGGCAUUAAAGGGCCAGAGGAUGUGGCAAAGAUGGGGAUUGAAGCUUACAACAAAGAGUGCAGAGGGAUUGUGAUGAGAUACGCCAAGGAGUGGGAGUUCAGUGUUACCAGAUUAGGACGCUGGAUUGACUUUGAAAAUGACUAUAAAACUCUUUACCCUGAGUUCAUGGAGUCUGUGUGGUGGGUUUUCAAGCAGCUCUAUGACAAGGGACUGGUGUAUAGAGGGGUUAAGGUUAUGCCUUUUUCAACUGCAUGCAACACGCCCCUGUCCAACUUUGAGUCCCACCAGAACUACAAGGAUGUUCAGGAUCCUUCAGUGACCGUGAGCUUCCCACUGGAGGAAGAUCCAAGUGUUUCUCUUGUUGCCUGGACCACAACUCCCUGGACCUUGCCCAGCAAUCUGGCCCUUUGUGUUAACCCAGAACUGCAAUAUGUAAAACUGAGAGAUAAAGCCACAGGGAAGAUUUAUAUUUUGAUGGAGUCCAGGCUGGUGGCACUGUACAAAUCUGACAAUGAAUAUCAGAUACUUGACAGGUUUCCUGGUAUUGUUCUUAAAGGCAAGAAAUACAAACCACUCUUUGAAUAUUUUAUUCAGUGCAAAGAAAAAGGUGCCUUUACUGUGGUAGUGGAUGGUUAUGUGAAGGAGGAGGAAGGCACGGGAGUUGUCCAUCAGGCUCCCUAUUUUGGUGCUGAUGAUUACAGAGUCUGCAUGGAUUUUAAUAUCAUUCAGAAGGACUCCGUGCCUGUGUGUCCUGUUGAUGCAUCAGGCUGCUUCACAGCAGAAGUGGCUGACUUUGCUGGGCAGUAUGUGAAGGAUGCAGAUAAGCACAUCAUCAGAUGGCUGAAGGAGAAGGGCCGGCUGAUCCACAGCACCACCUUCCAGCACAGCUACCCUUUCUGCUGGAGGUCAGAUACUCCGCUGAUCUACAAAGCCGUGCCCAGCUGGUUUGUCAGGGUGGAGCACAUGGUGGAGAAGCUGUUGGAAAAUAAUGCCCAGUGCUACUGGGUUCCAGAUUUUGUGAGGGAGAAGCGCUUUGGGAACUGGCUGAAGGAUGCCCGAGACUGGGCCAUCUCUCGGAACCGCUACUGGGGUACCCCCAUCCCUCUGUGGGUCAGCGAGGAUUUGGAAGAGGUGGUUUGUGUUGGUUCAAUGGCAGAACUGGAGGAGCUGUCUGGAGUGAAAGUCACGGAUCUGCAUCGAGAAAGCAUCGACCAGCUGAGCAUCCCGUCGCGCAGCGGGAAGGGCGCCCUGCGCCGCGUGCCCGAGGUGUUCGACUGCUGGUUCGAGAGCGGCAGCAUGCCCUACGCACAGGUCCACUACCCCUUCGAGAACAGGAGGGAGCUCGAGGAUGCUUUCCCUGCCGACUUCAUCGCCGAGGGCAUCGACCAGACACGAGGAUGGUUCUACACUUUGCUGGUGCUGUCCACUGCACUUUUUGGGAGGCCUCCUUUCAAGAAUGUCAUUGUGAAUGGCCUUGUCCUUGCCAGUGAUGGCCAAAAAAUGAGCAAAAGGAAGAAGAAUUAUCCUGAUCCGAUGCACAUUGUGAACAGUUACGGAGCUGAUGCACUCAGGUUGUACCUGAUCAAUUCUCCCGUGGUAAGAGCAGAAAACCUGAGGUUUAAGGAGGAGGGAGUGAGGGAUAUCCUGAAGGAUGUGUUCCUGCCCUGGUACAAUGCUUAUCGCUUCCUGGUGCAGAACGUCCAGAUCCUGCAGCACAAGGAGGAGGGAAGAGAAUUCCUGUACAAUGAGAACACAGUUAAGGAGAGCAAUAACAUCAUGGAUAAAUGGAUUCUUUCUUUCACCCAGUCCCUCAUCCAGUUCUUCAAAGCUGAAAUGGCAGCUUACAGGCUGUACACGGUGGUGCCUCGGCUGGUGAAGUUUGUGGAUAUUCUGACCAACUGGUACGUCAGAAUGAACCGCAGGAGACUCAAGGGCGAGAAUGGGACUGAGGACUGCAUUAUGGCCUUGGAAACUUUGUUUAGUGUCUUGUUCUCCAUGUGCAGGCUCAUGGCACCAUAUACUCCAUUUAUCACUGAGCUGAUGUACCAGAAUCUGAAAACACUCAUUGAUCCAGCCUCAGUCCAGGAGAAGAACAUCGAGAGCAUCCACUACCUCAUGCUUCCCCAAGUCAGGGAGGAUCUCAUCGACAAAAAAAUUGAAAGUGCCGUUUCUUGUUUGCAGUCUGUGAUUGAGCUGGGACGAGUGAUCAGAGACAGAAAAACCAUCCCAGUCAAGUAUCCUCUGAAAGAAGUAGUAGUUAUCCACCAGGAUCCAGAGGCACUGGAAAACAUCAGGUCUUUAGAGAAGUACGUACUCGAGGAGCUGAACGUGCGGGCGCUGACGCUGUCUGCGGACAAGGGCAGGUACGGGGUGCGGCUGCGGGCCGAGCCCGAGCACACCGUGCUGGGCCGGCGCCUCAAGGGAGCCUUCAAGUCUGUCAUGGCUGCCAUCAAGGAGCUCAGCAGCGAGCAGCUGGAGAGGUUCCAGGAGACAGGCAGCAUUGUUGUGGAAGGACACGAACUCCAUGGGGAAGAUCUCCGUCUCAUGUAUCAGAUGACAGAGGGAUCUGCCCAGUUUGAGGCACACUCCGAUGCUCAGGUUUUGGUGCUGCUGGAUGUGACCCCAGACCAGUCCAUGGUGGAUGAAGGAGUUGCCAGGGAAGUGAUCAAUCGCAUCCAGAAGCUUCGCAAGAAGAGGAACCUGGUCCCCACUGAUGAGAUCAUGGUGUACUACAGGGCCCUGCCAGAGGGGGAAUACCUGGACUCUGUCAUCCAGCAGCACGCUGAGUUCAUUUUUGCCACAAUAAAGGCAGACCUGAAGCCUUACCCGGUGCCUACCUCAAAGGAAGUUCUCAUCCAGGAAACAACCCAACUGAAGGGAUCAGAGCUGGAAAUCACACUGGUCAGAGGUGGGGUGUGUCAGUCUGUUGGCCCAGCCUGUGCCUACGUCAACCUCAAAGUUUGUGUCAACGGGACAGAGCAAGAUGGUGUGUUGCUGCUGGAAAAUCCAAAAGGAGAUAAUACCUUGAACUUCACUGGACUUGUAGAUGCUGUCUCCUGCAUUUUUGGUCUUAAAAAUUCCAAACUGACAGUUUUUAAUGGAAACACAGAGCUGAUAAACCAGACAGACCUGCUGGGCCUCAGUGGGAAGACUCUGCAGGUGACAGCAGGGUCAGCCCCUGCCCUGCCCAGCUCCCCCAGUGCCCUGCUCUGUCAGUACAUCAACUUGCAGCUGAUCAAUGCAAAGCCACAAGAGUGCCAGAAGGGAACAGUGGGAACUCUCCUAAUGGAAAACCCUGUUGGUCAGAAUGGAUUAACCUACAGAGGUCUUCUGCAUGAGACAGCAAAAGUUUUUGGGCUCAGAAGCAGAAGGCUGAAGUUGUUCCUGGAUGAAGCACUAACUCAAGGUAAGCACAAACCUUUGGAUUGCUCAUCUGAGGAUCCUUGGAAUUUAUUGUUGAGGAGCAGCUCAUGUAACCUGAGAUCCAGUUUAAUUACUAAAUCCAUACUGUUCACACACUGGUUUGUAAUUUUGCCCAGUAAUUCAAUAUUAGCAUAAUAAAAUCCUUUAAGC
Cyanistes caeruleus (blue tit) is the source of this 4661-nucleotide messenger RNA. It is a transcript of the gene IARS1, whose product is annotated as isoleucyl-tRNA synthetase 1. Gene Ontology annotation, molecular function: aminoacyl-tRNA deacylase activity; isoleucine-tRNA ligase activity; tRNA binding. Gene Ontology annotation, biological process: isoleucyl-tRNA aminoacylation. The record is from RefSeq and is a predicted model, not a curated record. NCBI's taxonomy places the organism in Eukaryota, Metazoa, Chordata, Aves, Passeriformes, Paridae.